Messenger RNA from Ustilago hordei, 837 nucleotides. RefSeq lists its product as uncharacterized. Lineage: Eukaryota; Fungi; Basidiomycota; Ustilaginomycetes; Ustilaginales; Ustilaginaceae. The record is from RefSeq and is a predicted model, not a curated record. The coding region runs from base 1 to 837 and encodes 278 amino acids. The transcript has 4 exons.
AUGAGGACAACAACAGCUAUCGCAUCGCUAUUGGCAGCUGCAGCAUGCGCCUCAGCCAGCAGCGCUUCUCACCCGGUGCUCGCUUUCACUUCGCAACAAGCUUCCAAUCUUCAGUUGGAGCUUCCUUACGACUCGAGCAUCGACGGCUUUGUCGACACUCUCUUCGCAGCCGGAAAGUCAUCCCCAGCCUGCAAGCUUGACGCUAUUGCCACUGUCUGGGCUGAUCAUCUGGACCGCGACACGUUUGCAAGCUUGCGACACACCUCUUCAGACUCGCUUAGGGCAAGAUCUAUCGGUGCUCCUUCGCAGGUCACUUUCGGUGCUGCUCCAAACACAAACACAACCGCAAUCUUGGUAGAACAUAUUGUGAGCACCUGUCGCUUCGAAGGAUACAGCGUCACUCAGCUGAGUGAUCUAACGCGCAACCAGGAAGUAUCACCACCCGACCAGCAACAAAAGACCUUCCCAUUCGUUGAGAUCUUGGUGCACGAUCUUCCAAGACAAGAGGCUCAACUAUUGAAAGCGUUGGAAUCCCUUGAUGAGAAGAAACCUCGCAACCUGGUCAUGGUGAUGCAGAAUGGCCAAUUGCAUCAACACACAAAGCGUCAGUACGUCGCUGCACCAUCGUCGUCGAGCGGCAACUGGACAGAGCCCACCGGCGGCAUCUUUGCCAGGUAUCAGCUCUUCUCUACACCUCUUAUCUUGACGCUGUUGCUGGUGGGUGGCGUCUUGCUUCCCAUCGUCUACUUUGCCGUGGCUCAGCUCGCUCAGGUACAGACACCAGACCAAAUGGGUGUCCGCAAAGAUCCCAUCUCGGGCGAAAAGAAGUCUCAGUAG